This is a messenger RNA of Cheilinus undulatus (humphead wrasse), 2643 nucleotides long. RefSeq names its product nucleophosmin 1b (gene npm1b). Lineage: Eukaryota; Metazoa; Chordata; Actinopteri; Labriformes; Labridae. The transcript has 11 exons. The record is from RefSeq and is a predicted model, not a curated record. The coding region runs from base 58 to 945 and encodes 295 amino acids. Gene Ontology annotation, cellular component: nucleolus; centrosome; ribonucleoprotein complex. Gene Ontology annotation, biological process: ribosomal large subunit biogenesis; ribosomal small subunit biogenesis; regulation of centrosome duplication. Gene Ontology annotation, molecular function: RNA binding; histone binding; chromatin binding.
GCUCGUUGUUGUUGUUCCUCAAACCAGUUUACGGAAGUGUAACUAGCCACUGCAAAGAUGGAGGACGAAAUCUCAGAUAUGAGCCGACCACAAAUGUACUUGUUUGGUUGCACUCUAAAAUCGGACAAACGGGAGUUCAAAGUUGACGUAGACGACGAUGAUACGGAGCAACAGCUGUCACUCAAAGCAGUGUGUCUGGGAGCCGACGCUGAGGAUAAGUUCCACAUGGUCGAGGUAGAGGGCCUCACUUUUGAUGGAAAGACGACGAAAGUGCCACUUGUUGCUCUGAAACCGUCUGUCCUGCCCUCUAUGAGUUUAGGUGGAUUUGAGAUCACACCUCCUGUUACCUUUCGUCUUCAGUCGGGUUCUGGACCAGUUCACAUCAGCGGGCAGCAUUUUGUUAGUGUAAAGGAUUCAGAGGAUGAAGAGGAAGAGAACAACACGUCACCUGUGAAGCGGCCUGCGAGUCUGAUGUCUGGAAAGAAGCUUCCAUCGAAAAAGCUAAAGAUGGAUUCAGAUGACGAUGAGGAAGACAGCGACGACGAUGAUGACGAUGAUGAAGACGACGACAGUGACGACAACGACGUGAAGCCUCAGAAGAGUGUUGGAAAAGACAUUAAAAAAAGUAUAGAGUCCUCUAAGAAGCCUAACAAGACUCCAGUAAAACAAAACGGUCCUGCAGGAAAACCAUCAGGCUCUGCCAGCAAACCACAGAUGAAGACAUCUGCCCCAGGAAAAGACAAAUCCCAGGCUGGUCCAUCAAAAUCUCCCUCCCUGACUGACAUUAAGACCAAAUUGUCAACGGCAGCCAAGGAGGGUAAACCUUUCCCGAAGACAGAGCAGAAGUUUGAGAAUUUCGUCAGGAGUUCUUUUAAAAUCUCAGACAAGAAAGUGGUCAAGGACCUUUGGAGUUUUGUACAAACACUGAAGAGUGGGAAGAAGUAACAAUCCUCCUAAAUUUGAAGCAUUUGUAUGUUUUGCAUUCUGCAAGGCAUUUAAAGGCACAGUCAGCGACAUUUCCUACUUGGCCUUACUACGUCAUCAUUAACUCAGACUUGGAGUGACGACAGACUGAGGGUUAACAUGGGUAAAGCCAUUACUAAUUCAGGUGUCAUCAUUUUUUCUUUCUGUUAAGAUGCGAAGCACCCCCUGGAGCUAGUUUGAAAUUCCGCCUUGCGCUCACUCAUGAACCAAGUCAUACAUGUUCAGCAGGUUGCAGAUUUUUUUGCUUCAUCACAUGCAAAUCUAAACCACUUACAGGGAGGGAAAGGAAUAAAAAUACCUGUUAAUAUCAGCGGAUAUUGAUGUGUUCAAAUACCCUUACAUUAUUAUAGUUAAAUAUGCCAGGUAAACAUUUGGUAUCUUUUGAUAGGUGUAUGUAAAAUCAAAAAACACCAAGAUAUUUCUCUAUAUUUGGUUGUAGUUUUUAAGAUGUAAAUAAGCUUUCUUUGCUGUUUUUUUUUUUUACCUACUUCAAUUGAACCACUGUGGGUUUUCGCUUCUCCUAUUUUCCCCAUGCCUCCAAUUUAAACAUUUUUAAGCAAAGUCAACUUAGAUGGCAGACUCAGGGCUGUGCAUCUUCAUCUGUCUCACAAGUUGAUUUAAUUGUAGUUAUCUGUCAGCUUUUGAUUCGAUAUCACAUUUCAUUAUGAUUAGGGCUGUCAUGCACUGAAAAUUUCUAAUUGGGAUUAAUCACAAAAUUUCUAUGGUUAAUGUUGGUAAAUCUGCUCUUUUUGUUUUAUUUUGGAUUUUUCUUAAACUCAGGGCAGUUGGCUAGAGGUACUGGAAAAAAUCGCAUAUGUCUACAAUUCUGAAUCAAUCAAAUUUCUAAGACUUUAUAUUUUUAAACUUACUUUAUUGCAUCCUGGGUGUAUAUUUUGAAUGUAUACCUGCUGUGCGUAUUUUCCCCAGUGUGCUGAGUCGGUCAUUGAUGCUGCAGGAUGUUUACGGCUUGUUAGCAUUAGCAGCACUAGCUCUUAGUGUCAGUAAUGUUUACAGUGCUGUGUCUGACAUAUUUAUGUACUUCCUGCACUGUCUGUAGAGCCCUGAGUUACUCAGCCUGUUCAGUUUUUGCAAAAGAAAAGUUUUAAGUCUCACUGUGGAUUCUACAGUCUCAGGUAUGAGGAAGCCUGACCCAAUAUAUCUGCUUAUAUCUGCUUACUGUGCUAAACUAAAGUAAUGUAGCCUGCGUCAGGAAUGGUUCAUAUGCCCGAACUCACAUCAUACAGACACGUUCACCCGGAGUGAAUAUCAACCAACAACUGCUGACUGGCAUGGAUGAUAAAAUCAAUGGGAUCCAUCGCCUGAUUUUACGUCAGUGGCUGGUGUUACGGUUUAACGAGUGACCGUGUUAACUGGUGACCAUACGAAUGCGUCUGGGUCAAUAAAGGAUAUCGAAAAGUUCAAGAGCCCCUUUAUUUACUUUUUUUAUUAAAUCAUAUCAUCUUAGCAUAUCUUUGACAUAACAAAAUGCAAUGUUUAAACAUUGUUGUAACUAGAACAACUGCUGACACUUUCAGCUCAUAGACUGUAGAAAGAAUUGGACAAACCCGUGUGACCUCAGUCAUCUGCUUACAAUAGGUGGACUCAAACGGCUUUUGAAGCCAAUCCAUGGAGGCUUCCAUAUUGAAAUCGCAGUCUCAA